This is a messenger RNA of Biomphalaria glabrata, 2844 nucleotides long. RefSeq lists its product as uncharacterized. The record is from RefSeq and is a predicted model, not a curated record. The transcript has 2 exons. Bases 218 to 2203 code for a protein of 661 amino acids. NCBI's taxonomy places the organism in Eukaryota, Metazoa, Mollusca, Gastropoda, Planorbidae.
GGUCUAUAAAUUAGUAUAAAAAUAAUAAACUAUAAGUAACUUAUAAACUAUUGAUUCUAGAGUCUAGACGUCACGAAAUCAUUAGAUUUAGAAUCAAAUCUAAAUCUACUCUAAGACAAAGGCUCUGACUCUAUCUACUAAUCUAGAUAUCAAGUUUUAGUUAGAUCUAGAUCUAAAUGAGAAACAAGCAGAUCUAAAGUUUACAUUACUUUAAAUCAUGGCAUCAAAGCGAGACUUGUAUCAUGUCGCAUCCAAUAAGUUGAACAAGCCAUCUCGUACUUCAUCUGCUGUUGCAGUUGGUACGAAGAAACGAAAGCCUCUUGCUCAAGGUAGACUCGAGAUGAAUGAAAUCAACAACCAACCAAGAUCUACUAGUCCACAGACUUCACCUUCUUCUCUUCCUUAUAUUGGUACUGAAUCACAUUCAGACUGUCACCUAGGUCUAGACCUGUCAGUACAAGAAGUAGAUCUAAAAGUUUCAGACACAGGACUGACAGAUGAAGUUGAUCCAAGUAUUAGUCCAAUCCGAUCUGUUCCGAAGCUGACAGAAGACAUGCCGCUUCAACCAGUGUCUUUGUCCAAAUGUUUAGACUUGUCGGAUUCAGAGGAAAGUGAGUCGUCACCACCUAAACCAGUGCUUGUUUGUGAUGCAUCCCAUUUGGGAGUCUCAUCCAGCGGGACUGAAGUUGAUGUUGUUAUUGGGUAUGAGCCCUCCCCAGUCAAAGUUGUCUGUCACACACCAGGAAAACAUGUUGCUAAGUCCUCUGCACUUACAAGCAGCCAUAAGCACCUUGUCAACGAUUCACCUACGCAGGAAUCGUAUUUAAAUGAAUCACUUAACUGUUCACUUUCCUCAUACAGGGAAUCGCCCCGCCGUACAACAGACAAAAGUGGAAAGCUAGCAUUUCUUAAACACCUGUCCACAUUUUCUGAACCACAAUCAGCUGAGUCUAUGGAUUAUACACCUUCCAAAGUUGGCGGUGUUGUCAGCACCUCUGCACAGAGUGAAGUGGACAGUGAGCCCUGUUCCUUAGAUGGAAAAUUUGGAGAUACUUUGGCUGCACAAAAAGAAAGUAUCAAAGGAAAAGCAGCUGAUAUAAAAAAAAUGAAGUCUAAAGAAUCUUCUAUAGAAGGCCAAAGCAAGCUUAAAAAGGGGAAGACUACUAGAGUUGUCCAAUCACGAUACAUGCAGGCUGCUGUAAAUAAAACACUAAAUCUGUCUAAAAAUGUUCUUGGAUCAUCUAAAGAAUCAUCAGGACACCAGAAACCACAUAAUAUCAAGUCAUCUAGGAGUGAAAAACAAAAUUCUCAAAAAAUGGCAACCUCUUCUCAAUCCAAUGUGGAUCGCAAAACAUCUACGCCUACAUUUGAUGAAAAAUCACACUACUUGGAUGACAUCUCUGCCAUUCAGUCAGCAUCGACAAUGUCUUUCUGCCUCGGCACCACAGCCACCUCUCACCAGCAAGAGCUACUGCCUGUCAACCCACCAAAACCUUCAAACUCAAAGCAGCAGCCUCUCCCCAAGAUCAAAGCAGCCUUAAAACCUACGAAGUCAUCAGUUAGUAAAUCAAAGCAGGAAUCUACUGCUUUGGCAUUGGACUUUGAGUAUACAAAAUAUAUACAAUGGGCUUUUCUUAACCUCAAGGCUAAGAGAGCUCUAGCUGAACAAGAUGCAGCUGCAAAGUCUCAACUGAAUGAACUCUGGCAGCUACUAGAGUGGCAGCGACAGGAACUGGCCCAAUCCCAGGCUGAAGUAAAACACCUAAAACGCACUCUUCUUGUUGAGGAGAUUCUAGAAAAAAGCGAGUCUGCUUUAAACACUGCUGUAUCAUCUUUCCCACUCAAAGACUACACAACGUUAGGUGCUGCUCUAGAUACCACAUUGCACCAGCUGCCAGUCAAAGAUAUUAUAGUCCCACAUUCUGACCUGGAGAGGCAGAAACUGGACCAAGAGAUGAUUGCUAUUUUAAGCAAAUCUAAUCAGCUUCUGGAAGAAAUACAAAGUGUAGCUCAAAUGGAGUCUUCUAAACUGGACCACUAUGCUGAAAAUUUGAAAACCAUCGACAGCUGUUAUGCAGAGACAUGCUCAGAAUUGCAAGAUUUUCAUCAAGAUUUGAACAAAGUGCAGAGUUUGACCACAGAAAUGACCUCAUUAUUUAUCCAAGAUAUGCAGGAUUGUGAGGAAAAGAUAGUGGACAUCUAGAUUGUUUUUUUUUCCAUUGACUCUUUUUUCUGGUUAUUAGACACCUGACCAAUGCUCUGUUUACUGUUAGAGUACUCUUGACCAUUUUGUUUGUGAUAACAUGUUGUUUUCUUCACAUUUCAUAUUGAUUUCUUAUUUAUAUUGUAUAAUGUUACCAUUACAGUUUGUUACGGGACAUACAUUUUCUUCAUGUUUAAGUUAUACGUUUCACAAUAAUUGAACAAAAGACUUUUUUUUUUUUGUAAUAUAGUAUGUUUAUAACGAGGAUAUUUUGUGCCUUAUUUGGAGAGUGGAAAAAAAUUAUGGAUGUAAUAAUAAUGUUUUCGUGACGUCUACUCUUCAUUCACCCACACGAUAAAGAGAACCUACUGUCACCAUCAGCCUGUUGUACAAAUGUCCAGAUCUGUGCACACCGCUAAGGCCUCCUCCACAACAUAGGCAGCUCAAUGAAGAGACUGAAUUCAUUGUUAACUCUUUCUCUUCGUAAUUAUUUACCACAUUCUAGUGGAAUCAUCGUCAGUUAGGAGAGAAAGAGUUAAGCAACUAAUGGCAACUAAGUUUAUUAAUAAACUGAAAGCCUUUUAUUAUAGAUUGUGAGUCUUAUGUUUUUAACCCAUUACUCAUAAGCAAUAAGAAGCUCU